Colias croceus (clouded yellow) is the source of this 4408-nucleotide messenger RNA. RefSeq lists its product as uncharacterized. The record is from RefSeq and is a predicted model, not a curated record. The transcript has 8 exons. Gene Ontology annotation, molecular function: protein binding. Lineage: Eukaryota; Metazoa; Arthropoda; Insecta; Lepidoptera; Pieridae. Bases 144 to 3926 code for a protein of 1260 amino acids.
GCACUUGCUUCACAACAAACUUAAUGUCAAAUUGAUAUUAAAUGUCAUAGUCUAUGUCCAUUAAUAAAAUUUCGCCGAAACCUUGAAGCUCGAUAUGUUUAUUUAAAUUUAGCAGGAAACUGCUUCCAAAUUUAUUUGGAACAAUGGAGCUAACUCAGAGAUUAGAAUGCACACAAGAAUUAUUUUCAAAUCAAUCAGAAAGACUAUGUCCAGAGCAGAUUGGAUUCAUAGGGAUAUGUGGAACAAAAUACCCCGUGAAAAAAGGACCAAACAAAAUCGGCAGAGAUCCACAAACAUGUAAUAUAGUUUUAAAUCUGAACUCCAUUUCACGUCAACAUGCAGUGUUGAAUGUUUUAAGUAACAAUGAAUACAUGCUCAUGGACCUGGACUCUGCAAAUAAAACAAAACUACAAGAUAAAACCCUUAAGCCAUACAUACCUCAUCCUCUAAAAAACGGCGACACUAUACAGUUUGGUCAAGUGUUUGGUAUCUUCAGAUUGCUUGAAGAAGAAACAGACCUGCCGAUGACACAAGCACUCGACAUCCCUGACACACCUGUAGCGAACAGAUUUGUGUCCAGGAUACAUCAAGUUACAACUGUGCCUGAGUCUCCUGAUGCCAGCGAUAAGGAUGACUCAUUUAUAGCUCCAUCACAACCAAAGCAGAAAAAUGCAUUUAAAAGUCCUAAUACUAAUUACAUCAAAACAUCAGGAAAGACUAUUUCAAUACAACCUGUUGGACAGAAGAAGAUUGAUAAUGCGUAUUGCAAUUCAUCCAAAAAAUCCGACUCGUUUAACUUACAUAAUAAUUCGAGUAGCAUCAAUGAAUCAUGGAUUUCUGUGAAAUCAAGUGAUACAAGUGAUUUAAAUAAUAUUCAUGAACAGGAUACACAAAUUCCUAAUCAGCUUUGUAAUAUUAGUAAUAAUGAAUCUCUUUUCGAUGCUGCUACACAAAUACCUGAUGUUGAAGCUGAAAAACCGAGUUCACCUAAUAUUUAUAGUAUGGAAACACAAGUACCUGUUAAAGAUUGUGAAGAUAAAAACAAUGAAAAUCACAUAGAGUCUGUAAUUAAUGAUAAAGAAAAUGAUGUUAGUAUAUUCAAUGCUGAAACACAACAAUUAGAAUUUAAAACACCCACGACUAUUCAGGUUAUCAAUAAAGUUGAUGUGAAAGACAAAUCACAUAGUUCAGAUGAUAUAAUACUAUUUGAUGAAAUAGAUAGUCAGACUCUUGAUGAUAACUUUGAAUCUCAAGCUAUAUUACCACCAAGUCCAAUAUUUAACAAGUCUAAUAAUUCGAGUUCAAGUAGAAACACAAGCCUCCUGGCUUGUGUUUCAGAAAGACAGAAAGUAGAGAAUAAAAUAGAAGCAAAAAUAUUAAAGAUUAAAAGUCCUCUACCAGAUUCAACAAAAAUCGAUGAUUUUGACUUCUUGCCUACACAAAUAAUACCUAAAAAGUGUAUAGAAAAUCCAAUGGAAAAUGAUGAUAUUGAUAUUUUACCAACUCAAAAAAUAUUAGCAAAGGAAAAUGAUGAUGAUGUCACAGAUUGUGAAGAUGAAAUUGAAGUGCCUAAAGAGCGUUCGAAACCCGCGGAAGAUGAAGAUUUAACAGAUUUUGAGGAUAAUUUGGAUGAUGAAAAAAUUGCUCCAAAUAAGGAAUUAAACUUUGAAGAAUUAGCCACACAAGUUAUAGAGGAAGAUGUUCCAAAAAAUACAGAAAAUAAAGGAAAUUCCACAAAUUGUAAUUUUGAAGACAUGCUAACACAGAUUAUUCCAGAAGAAAAUGGUUGUGACAAAUCCAAUGAGAUCAUAAAUUUAGAAGAUAUGCCAACACAGGUAAUACCAGCAGAAUUACCAAAAGCUGAAAAUAAAAUUUUAAAACAAAUAAGCGUAAGAGAUUUCACAAAUUUUAAAGUUCCUGUAAUGUCACCAAAAGCGCAAAAGAAAAAAGGCAUUUCAAAAGUGCAAUCUCCAAUUAAGGUGACGCCAAAAAGUGAUAUUAAACUUACUUCUUCAAGUUCAACAGUAGAUGAUGAUGAUUCCAAUUAUUAUGCGGCUACUCAAGAACUAUUUGAUGACCUGUGCACCCAGAAGGAAACAGAAAUUUCUGAACAUGAAACAGAGAGGCAACUUACGAAAGAUAAUGUUCAGAACAUUUCACUAGAUAGUAGUGAGGGAGAGGAUAAAAUAGAACAGUUUGUUUCUUCUCUGUCGAGACAGCAGAUAAGAGAAGUUGUUGGGGUUUCGAUUCCGUUACUCAAGAGAAUGCCCAGUGAUAGUUCUGAUAUGGAAGUUACUCCUAGAAAAAUUACUCCAUUACAAUUUAUGGAAAUUGAUUUACCCAAUAGCCAAGAAAUUAAAACAAGUGUUACAUUACAAUCAAAAGCCACGGUUACGGACUCCUCGAGCGAUUCAGAUACUGACAAAGAUACGAAACCAAAUACUCCUUUAGUGUUCAAAUCGAAAAAAAGAAUAUCAAAAGAAGCUAAAAUAGAUUUAACUAAAAAAUUUGAUACAUCACAUUUACCUUCUAGGAUAAUAACGCGCGUGCGAAAACCUACAGAAAAAGUUUUAAAUGGCAACCAGUCCAAUAUUUCAAAAUCUAUUUUAAAAUCAAAGAUCAUAAUGGACCAAGAAGAUGGUAUAAACACAGAUAUAAUUAAUGAAAACCUUGCCAGACUUAAAAGCGAAAAAUCUAAAAACAUAGAUAGUGAAACUUCUAAAACAAGCAAAGAAGCAAAGUCUGGAAAUAAAACCGAACCUCAGAAAAUACAAAUCAAAGAAACACCAGCUCUAACCUCGAAAGAGGCCAGCAAUGAUAUUAAAAUAGACAACAAUAAGAAACAAGAAAAUAUUGAUGCAAACAUAAUUAAAGAUGAUAAAGGUUCGAGAAAAACUCGCAGCAGUAAUAAGAACCUUAGUAAUACUCAAAUAAAUGAAAGCAGUGUUAAUAAAAGUAAUUCAGAUUCAAUAACUGAGGAUAGCCGUGAAACGCGAAGCCGUAGAAAGGCAAAUACAACUGUUAGCAAAAGAUCAACGGCUAUAGAAAUCGAACCAUUGCCAGCAAAACGUACACGAAAUAAACGUGUCGUUGAAAUAAUAGAUUCAUCACCGGAAACAGAAGUAAGGCGGAGUAGACGUACGAAAUCAAAUAAGGAAGAAAAUGACAAAUCAAAGAAUACAAGCAGCUCUAAUCAACAUGAAGAAAGCACUGUUUAUAGUAUAUCGUCAGGGUCAGACGUGGCUUCGCCUAGAUUAAAAAGGUCUGCGUCAAAGGACUUUUUGUUCCCACCUAGAAAAAGGGGUAGACCACCAAGACCUGCGACUGCAUUGGGAAUCGGUUUGAGGGCAACACCGGCGAGAAAACUCAAAACGCAACAUGUUUUGUUAACAGCCUUUCCAAAUGAGGAAGUCAAAACCAAGUUGGAAGAGUUAGGAGCAGUAAUAGUAACAGAUGUAAAGAAAUGUACAGUUGUACUAAUGUUGAAAAUAAAGAGGACAUUUAAGUUCCUGUGUGCAGUGGGACUCGGGAAACCUAUAGUGGGUCAGCAGUGGGUUCAAGCGUGCGUUGAUAAUAAAGUUAUUGUUGACCCCUGGCUAUACUUAUUACACGAUGAAGAAAUGGAAGAAAGGUUUCACUUCAGCCUGCAAAGGACUCUUGUAAGCAAGAGGAAUUUCUUAAAGGGCUACAACAUAACCUCGACGCCUAGUGCUCAGCCCCCUGAAGCGGAAAUGAAAUUAAUAGUCCAAUGUUCCGGAGGUCAGUGGAAGAAAGGCGGGACCAACUGGGUUGUGGUAUCAUCCCGGAACGAUAAACAUCUCUGGCCGGAUCUAUUGGAAAUGGGCGCCAUUAUUGUUUCCACAGAAUUCAUUCUAGGUGGCGUUAUGUUGCAGAAAUUAGAAGUCGACAGAUAUAGAUUGGCUUAACGUUAAAAUUUCCUGUAUAUAAAAAUGUUAGUUAUAUAUUAUGUUGUUUUUUAUGUAAAUGUGUUGUUUUUGUCUUACAAAAUGAUUAAGUGCGUUUUGGAAUUUUUGCGGAGACAUUUUAAUUAUCCCUCUGUUAAAUUAUCUUAGCCUUAUUAUUAUCAAUAAUUUAAUCAGAUUAAAAAAAUAAGGAAUCAGUUGUGAAAUAUCUGGUCCAUACUCCAUCUUGGGUUUCUAGAAUCGAUCGUGUCAUAAUAUGAGGAAUUAAAAACAUUCAAUCAAGGGCUAAUCAUAUAGUUAUUCCAUAAAGAACUAAAGGGACGCAAGACAGUUUUUACUUUUAGUGCCUACACUUGUAAGUAAGUGCAAUGAUAACUUAUACAAUUAAAUUUCACAACUGUUUCCUUCACUAUAUGAAUAUUUACAACUUUUGUUUUUCUCGUGUUAAAUUCAACUCCAAAAUGUAUAAAUGAAUCUUUUAAUAU